UCAGAAGUGGGAUUCGGAGGCCGUUAUAGCCGACAAAUGCCAUUCCUGGUUUCUUCAUAAUGUCAAGUAGGAAACGAGUAGCACCGCGAGAGCGCGCGGCUUCGCCUCAUCCAAAUGUAGGUAGCCUGGCGGCCACUAUGGACGCGAUUCUCAACCGCCUGGCCACGUUGGAGCAGCGCGCCAGCACUCCCGCGAGCGAGGCGCCUGGCCUUGCGAUAACGCAGGCGGGACAUGUGGGUGGAGAAACCGCGCCGCUUGCGCAGACACGUGGUCGCGCGCUGGCCCCGGUUCCCGAGACGAGCAUGCCGCCGCCUCUGUCGGGUGACGGCCGCACCGCCAGCCCUGCCAGCUCCGCUACAUCGGUCGCAGCUACACCGAGCGCAACGGAGCGCCUGAUCGAGGCCCUGAGAUCCAUCCAACCGGUGUAGAAGACCCGAUUGUGGAGGCAGUGCCAGAGCUACGACAAGAGCCACAGCCGGGACCAAGCCGCUGUGCGCUACACCCAGGCCAUAGGCCAGCCGAGGAGAGCAGCGACGACGCAGCUCCGUCAGGAGAGGCCGUGUUAGCGGCAUCCCCUACUCAUAUGGCAACACCGACGACCGAAGCUAUAUAAGGACGCUCCAACCAACACUUGCCCCUCUUUUUUUUAUUCUUUCGUUCGAAGCGCGCGCUCUUAAGAUUACGUUCAUUUCUUUUGUAAAUUAUAAUUUUGUAAAAUAUAUCCGAUUUGUUUUGU
Molecule: messenger RNA, 736 nt
Organism: Pectinophora gossypiella (pink bollworm)
Lineage: Eukaryota; Metazoa; Arthropoda; Insecta; Lepidoptera; Gelechiidae
Exons: 2
Coding region: 60-428 (122 amino acids)
Source: RefSeq, a predicted model, not a curated record